ACCUCUCACUGUCACCCGAGAAGCUCCGGGAAUCCAGAGUUUAUGGCUGGUAGCUCUGGAUUAACCAUUCCAGGGCUCCAAAGCAGGAGAGGAUCCUGGAGACUCUGCGUAUUCUUGUUCCUGACACCAAUUCAGAUAGUCACUGGAAACCAGGGAAGUAUUGUAGGAAGUUGCCCGUGUAACUUGAAGCUGUCUGGUUCCCUGACUACUACCCAGUGGAAGUUACUCAGAACUAAACUACUGGGAUAUGAAAACUGCCACAACUACAUAAGGUUCCGCCUGCCCAGAAUAACUCUGUGUUCAAGUCCUGAAAACUCCUGGGUCCAGAAGCUAAGGACCUGCUUUGACAACCAUGAAUGUGGACUUAACAGUACAUACCAGUCUGUAAGUCAGAGUCCUCAGGAUGAUUACCCCACCACCAGGAUCCAGGCCCAAACCCAACAGAAAUGGACCAAUCACUCCCAUUCCCAACCACUGAUCCAUUCUCCCAGACCAAUCUGUCAACAAGAACCCAGCCCAAAAGAAUGAGGAAUGACUCCACCAGUGCCCUUCUAGAGAACAGCACCAAAACCUGAAAUGGGCAGCCAAGAAGGGACAAGUGGACCAACUCAGCACCUCUGCUAUCAUAUCUGUUCCAUGCCUACUUGGGAUUGUCUUUGUCCUUCUUGUUUAUUUCUGGUGUCGAAAGCGAGGAGCUGUAGAAUCUCCAAAUCAGUAUCCCAAAGGUAAAUGUGUGAUCCACGUCUUCUAAUCCCAUAAAUCUCAGCUGUCUCAAUGACCAAGAGAAUCUACCCUUCUAGGCUCUACUCCCUUUCUACCUGCUUAGUGUACUAUAAAAGCACUGGAUUUGGAGUUGAAGGACUGAGUUCAAAUUUGGCUUUUCCACUAUGUGACUUUGGGCCUUCAUUUUCUCAUUUACAAAAAAUGAGGGCUUUGGACUAGAUGAUCUCUGGGCCUCAUUCUUAUCUGUACAACAAGGGAUUUCCAACUCAAAAUUCUAAGUGGCAGAGCUAGGAGCUGAAGUCAGGUUUUGUGACUCAAGAACAGUAUUUUGUCCAUUUUACCAGUCUCCUACUUAGUCACCUUACAGAAAAAGAAAUGGAAUUACUAAGAUUCAACUCAGGUACUCUUGUUGAUUAGGGAGCACCUAAGAUAGUUAAUGGCCGAAUUAGAUCUAUGAAUCUGAUCUUCUGACUCUGAAUCUGUGGCUUUAUCUUGUGUAGCACUGUAAUCACCACAUGCUGAGUACCUACUGUUUAAGUAGUUCAAAGAAACCAUAAGACAGUCUGAUUUUAAGAGACAUAACUACCUAACCGAUCAAACAGGACUCAUCCUAAAAUACCUAACAGUUCAAGGAUAAUAGGCCAAGUACCAAAUGGUAGAGGUAGACAAUAUGGCACAGAUGAGGCCAGUUGUGAAAGACUCCAUAUGUGACUUAGAAGGGUUUUUGAAAGGGCAUAGCACUUGGAUAAAUAGAAAAUAAGCACUGAAACAUUCUAGGAUGAAUAAAUCAUUAUUAGAACAAAGGACAAAAGACAUGUUCUAGGAUCCAUGAAUAGAUUAGUUUUUGCCAUAGCAAAGAAUAAUGGGAAAUAAAGUUGGAGAAAGUGACAGGACUCAGAUUAUAUAAGAUUUUGUUGCCUAGUUUCAUAGCCUUCAGGAAUACCACAACUUUCAUUCUCUUCAAAGCUCCAGUCUCCCUUUUCUCUCAUCU
Antechinus flavipes (yellow-footed antechinus) is the source of this 1714-nucleotide messenger RNA. It is a transcript of the gene CXCL16, whose product is annotated as C-X-C motif chemokine ligand 16. The transcript is spliced from 4 exons. The coding region runs from base 43 to 528 and encodes 161 amino acids. Gene Ontology annotation, molecular function: chemokine activity; low-density lipoprotein particle receptor activity; scavenger receptor activity. Gene Ontology annotation, biological process: positive regulation of cell migration; T cell chemotaxis; response to tumor necrosis factor. The record is from RefSeq and is a predicted model, not a curated record. NCBI's taxonomy places the organism in Eukaryota, Metazoa, Chordata, Mammalia, Dasyuromorphia, Dasyuridae.